UGGGCUGUUUCGUCGGGGCUACUACACCCCGAAAGGAAUUGGCUGGCUGGUUCUGCUGAACGUCUGCAAAGCAUGUGAACAUGAGCUUGACCAGCGCUUCAGUCCACGUAGGAUCGUCCUCCAAGCGACGGAAACUUCAUUCAGGCAUACCGGAAAAUGUUGAAGCGAAGUUUCAAGAGCAGUCAGGUGCAACUGACGAUGCUCACUGGCUUUCGAAUGGCUUCACCACGCAAGAGGGCUCUCGAAACCCAGUGUCCCCAGAGAUAUGCUAUGGUUCGCUUGACGGAAUUCCCCUUCGGUUGACGGAUUCGACAAAGACAGCUAGCCAUCACGAUCUCGACCUUCUUUCAUGGAACGGCUCGAAAUAUCUGAAGUCCCUUGAUGGAUUAAGUGUUUCAUAUGAACUUCCACGCCGAGCAAUCGAUAUUUUCAGAACCCUCUCGGAUAAGGCGAAAGUGCUGCUCGAUGUACGCUUGCAUGUAUCGAACCCUGAGCCGCCCGUCACGCGAAGACAACGCCUGAAAAAAGUCACCAACGACAGCUCACCUGUCUUAUCAGCUACAGCCAAUUUAUACGGUUCCCGCGCGUUAUCCGACUCUGUAAGUACGUUUCUAGAGAGCUGUCAUGCUUUCCUCCAAGUUCCGGAUCGAUGUACGUACGACGUUCCUUACGUCAACCCCCAAUGCCUGUCAUCUCCCGACGACAACACUGUUAUGACCUCUGCAUUCAACGGCGAUAUUACUCUGCAAUGGGCUUGCGACAACAGCCAGAACGAUGAUCUUUUCGAUGAGCUCGGAAACGAUGAAGAGUUUGAGGAAGCUCCGCAGCCAGACCUACUACGGGCUCGACUGAAAGGACAUCAGAAACAAGGACUCAGAUUUCUGCUCGAUCGAGAGCAGGGGUGGGACUUCGAGAGCAGACGGCUAGAUGUCUGGAAAUCUUACAAAGAUAGAUUCGGUUUCUCAAGGUACAAGAACAAUAUCAAUGGACUCACACAAUGCGAAGCUCCGAAAGACUUUCGCGGGGGGGUUUUGGCCGACGAAAUGGGCCUCGGCAAAACGCUCACCAUGCUGGCACUGAGCGCGGCGGCAAGAGAUCCGAAGAGUGACUGUUCAUGUCAGGUUGGCAAGGACUCGCCUGACGCCACCGAGAACAUACUGGGAACAUUGGUCGUUGUUCCCUUAUCGCUUCUGGUUGUCUGGGAAGACCAAAUAAGAGAACAUAUGGCUCCCGAGUUCAGAAGUUUGAUUUACCAUGGAAAUACUCGAAAGACUCCAAGGGCACGACUCAGGCAAUGCGACAUUGUCAUCACGACGUACAACAUUAUUGCUGCUGAAUGGAAUGAACUCAAGAGGUCACGGUCAGCGAAAUCGUCCACAACGACCCUGGUAGAGUCGAAAUGGCACCGUGUGAUCCUAGAUGAAGCCCACAUAAUCAGGUCUCCAGGCACGCAAAAUGCGAGAGCCGUGUGCGCACUCGAGGCAACGCACCGCUGGUGUAUCACAGGCACGCCGUUACAAAACAGAACACAAGACAUUUUCAGUCUCCUGAAAUUCUUGAGAGUAUAUCCCUACGACAGUUUCGAGGUCUUUGACAGGGACAUUACAAAGCCCUGCAAGGUGCAGGUAGAAGAAAGAGGCCUCCAGUUGCUUCGCAAAUUGAUGCGAAUGGUCACCCUCCAUCGAAGCAAAAAAGUUAUCGAACUUCCGUCUAUACAAGAAGCCAUACAAGAGGUCGAAAUGACAACUGCUGAGCAAUCCAUGUAUGAAGAAGCAAGGGAUGGAACGCGCCGAUUCAUCAGCGAUGUGUUGGACUCCGAAGCCGGGGCUCAGGGAUCUUCCUACAUCCACGCAUUUCGCCGAGUAAACGACAUGAGAUACAUAUGCAACAACGGGAUUCGACAGCGAGGAAGACGCCUGAACCCAAGCCCUUUAUCUGAAGUAGAGAGUGAAUCAGAGACAGGGGUGGACGAGCUGGAUCAUAUCCUGGACAACUUGGACGAGGCAUGCUUUGACUGCGGGACUGAUAUUACAGAUGCUCAAGAAUCCUAUGAUAUCCGUGAGGUUCUCACCGACAUGAAAGCAAACCAGCAACAGAUCUGUGUGGAAUGCUCUCGGAGACAGCUACAUACCCAACAACCAGAUACAGAUCUUGAAGACCCGGUCGCUUCUCAAGUCGAAUCACAAACACUAGCCACGGAACCUUUACUGUCGAGCAAGGUCAAAGCAGUCGCCUCGUUCGUGGAAAGCAUUCCUCGGGGGGAGAAAUGCGUGAUCUUCUCAUUCUGGACGACAACGUUGGAAACUAUGCAGCGUGCGUUGGACGACUGUGGAAUCUCCAGCUGUUGCUACCGAGGCGACAUGAAGUAUGCUGUAAGAACGGAGUCCUUGAAGAAAUUCUCGAACGACGAGACGAUCAAGGCGAUUCUGGUUUCCAUUAGCUGUGGAGGCCAAGGGCUCGACUUGACCAUCGCAAACCAUUGCAUACUUAUAGAGCCGCAAUGGAAUCCAAUGGUGGAGGAGCAGGCCAUCGCGCGUGUACACAGACUUGGUCAGCAACAUGCCGUCUCUGUCACAAGGUUUGUGAUGAAAGGCACUAUCGAACGAAAAGUUCUAGAGCGGCAAAUGAGAAAGAAAGUCUUGGCAAACUUGGUUCUCGGAAGAGAGAAGAUCAAGGAGGGUGAAAAUGGCAAGAAACAGCUUGCAAAUCUAAUGCAGCUCAUCUACUAGACGAAGGAACGGUGUUUCAAUGAUGUUCAACAAGCAGUUGUCUAUUCACGAUGUACAAUUAGUUGUCAGGAAGCAUAAGCUGUGAAGCUCCUCGGGCUGCCGCACGGAGUAGGGCAUUCUUGAUUGAAAAGAAGCGCAAGUCUGGCGUUCCAGGCUAAUGGAAUUUUGGAAGAGCACGUAGGAGCUGAAUACGUGCGAAAAUAAAGGUCUGAUGUGCUGAAGGACAGCUAGACUUUCUCUUGUCUCUCCGUCUCCUCACCUGGAUUUCUCCAAGAGAAGGUAAAGGACCAUGUAAAUAAGAAACCUUCUAUAAAACAUCAACCACCGCAAAAGCGGACGUACUCUAUGGCAUGCCACAUAAGCAGCCGGUAUGGCGAGCGAGAAAAUAGGGUUCCCUAUAUACCUAGCAGAUCGGAUUACAAAAGAACUUUCAAGAGAGAUGGCUACUCAGC
This is a messenger RNA of Colletotrichum acutatum, 3181 nucleotides long. Its product is annotated as SNF2 family N-terminal domain-containing protein. The record is from RefSeq and is a predicted model, not a curated record. NCBI's taxonomy places the organism in Eukaryota, Fungi, Ascomycota, Sordariomycetes, Glomerellales, Glomerellaceae. Gene Ontology annotation, biological process: DNA repair. The coding region runs from base 81 to 2729 and encodes 882 amino acids. Gene Ontology annotation, molecular function: ATP-dependent chromatin remodeler activity; ATP binding. Gene Ontology annotation, cellular component: nucleus. The transcript has 10 exons.